UGUUAACAAAUUACUUACCCAACAUAGAAGUUGAUUUCCCAACGAUAACUAUCUGUCCAUUCUCUAAUACUAUGGCAUCCAAAUUCAGAUCAGUAUUGACAGACUCCGAGAGGGAGUAUGCGAAAAGAAUGUUUCCCUACAUUCAAAUGGAGAGCAGGGAAAAUAAUUUCACAGAAGUACACUAUGAUCCAGUGACUAUUUUACGCAAAAUGAGUCAAAAUUGCACAGAGUUUUUGCAAAAAUGCCGUUGGGAAGGUGUCGAGGUAAAUUGCGAUGACCUUUUCAGUGAAAUCAUCAUACCAUCCGGACUGUGCUAUUCCUUAAAUAAUUUCAACAAGACAUACCGUCGUACGUCGAAUUUUAGUUACAAAAUGGGCCUUUCGGUUUUAAUAAACCCAGAUUUAAAGGACCACAUGACAAAUAAAAUUACAAAAGGGAUAACGGUGGACCAUAUUGCAAUUUAUCUCAGUCCAAAUGUGCGUUAAACGACAUGGAACGUGCACUUCUCGAAAAUAUUACUGCGGCCAACUGCAUCAUGAAUUGCGAUGGAUUCACUUAUUUGAUUUUAUUAACACAAACAAAGCUAGUCGUUUUUAAU
Messenger RNA from Photinus pyralis (common eastern firefly), 598 nucleotides. RefSeq lists its product as uncharacterized. The record is from RefSeq and is a predicted model, not a curated record. Lineage: Eukaryota; Metazoa; Arthropoda; Insecta; Coleoptera; Lampyridae. The coding region runs from base 72 to 485 and encodes 137 amino acids. Gene Ontology annotation, molecular function: sodium channel activity. The transcript has 5 exons. Gene Ontology annotation, biological process: sodium ion transport. Gene Ontology annotation, cellular component: membrane.